GAACAGCCUCCUCCCCCCCUUUCCGUGGCACGCGGCCGCGAGAGGACUGGCCUCCUCUCCUGAAGCCACGGCAACCCCCCGAACAAACCCCCAAUUACAACGACGCACCACCGCACCGCGCCCCAUCCCCGUCCCCAUCGCCACCGCUUUUAAAUCCCCACCGCAAACGGACCGAACGGCCGGCCUACCCACCCCCUGCCGCUCCCUGCCUAGGGUUUUGAGUCCCGCCCCCCCUCCGCCGCGCACCAUGGGCCCCGACGAUCUCCCCAAGGCCGCCGCCGCCGGUGCCGAGGAGGCCGCCCCGUUCUCCUUCAGCAUCUGGCCGCCGACGCAGCGGACGCGGGACGCCGUGGUGCGGCGCCUGGUGGACACGCUGGCCGGCGACACCCUCCUCUGCAAGCGCUACGGCGCCGUGCCGGCCGCCGACGCCGAGCCCGCCGCGCGGGCCAUCGAGGCCGAGGCCUUCGACGCCGCCGCCGUCACCGGCGGGGCCGCCGCCUCCGUCGAGGAGGGCAUCGAGGCGCUGCAGCUCUACUCCAAGGAGGUCAGCCGCCGCCUCCUCGACUUCGUCAAGUCCCGCUCCGCCGCCGCCAAGGCCGAGCCGCCGGCCGAGGAGGCGCUCGCCGUCAAGGAGGAGACCUCCGAGGCCUGAGCCCCGGACGAGAACCGUUCGUUUCGAUUAUGCUUCGAGAUAAAAUUCAUUUGCAUCUAGAGUUCGUGUGCGGCGUUGGCCUCUGCUUGGGAUGAGUUGCCUGUAGGUUGUUCGCGUGCCUGUGCUGUUAUUGUUCUUUCAGUAGCUGCUGGUUACCUUUUUUUUAGUGUGUUCGUUUAUUACUUCCGUUUGUAUCUGUGAACAAGAAUUAUCUUCACCUUGUCGUGGCAAUGAUCCAAGAUUUGACCGGAA
Triticum urartu is the source of this 904-nucleotide messenger RNA. RefSeq names its product MFP1 attachment factor 1-like. Lineage: Eukaryota; Viridiplantae; Streptophyta; Magnoliopsida; Poales; Poaceae. The record is from RefSeq and is a predicted model, not a curated record. Gene Ontology annotation, biological process: mitotic cell cycle; lateral root development.